Molecule: messenger RNA, 1300 nt
Organism: Erpetoichthys calabaricus (reedfish)
Lineage: Eukaryota; Metazoa; Chordata; Cladistia; Polypteriformes; Polypteridae
Product: free fatty acid receptor 4-like
Exons: 3
Coding region: 88-1140 (350 amino acids)
Biological process (GO): G protein-coupled receptor signaling pathway
Cellular component (GO): membrane
Molecular function (GO): G protein-coupled receptor activity; peptide binding
Source: RefSeq, a predicted model, not a curated record
ACUAAGUAAGCAAUGCGCUGCCAUUGUGGGUGCCGUUGCCCUAAUUAAUGCUGGGCUCUUCAUUGAUGUGCCUUCUAGGGGUUGAAAAUGAAACCUCAUUCCUCUCCGUUUCUGAACUUUGGCAACUUUUCAUAUUUUUAUUUUUUUUCUGACUUCAAGACAACACAGAGGAUCUUGGUCACUUCCUUGGAAACUCUGACCCUCAGUUUUGUGCUUCUGCUCGCACUCGUUGGGAACCUUGGCGCCAUAGCUCUGCUUGUCAGGGGCCGGCUGCUGGUGAAUAAACACUGCUUUGUGCUGAACCUGUUUGUGGCGGACCUCCUCUUUGUCAGCGCAAUUCCUCUCAUCAUCAGUGUCCGCUGGACCGAGUCUUGGAUACUGGGGGUCCCAGCGUGCCACUUGCUCUUCUAUGUCAUGAGUAUCAGUGCCUGUGUCACAAUCACCACCUUAGCCACCAUCAGCCUGGAAAGAAUGCAUGCCAUCCUACACCUUGAGCUGGUGCCAGUGUUUAAUGGAAAGUUUGUGUUGAGUGCCCUAGCCUUUAUUUGGCUGUCUUCAGCUUUUACCUCUCUGCCAUUCUGCUUGUUUUUCCAUGUGAUUACUGUUACAGUUCAUGGCAAGGAACAGAAAGUGCAGAUUUGUACAAUGAUGUGGCCAAAUGUGCCAGGAGAAAUUUUUUGGGAAAUUACAUUUACCAGCCUGGAUUUUGUGAUUCCCGGAUUAAUCAUCAUUAUUAGCUAUGUCAAGAUUUUGCAGAUUAAGAGAUCUUCACGAGAAAGACUGCAGUGUCGCACAGAAAAUCACAUUCUGGUAUCCAGGCAAGACUUAAAACUUUUCCGAACUUUACUUCUGCUAAUGGUUUCCUUCUUUCUAACUUGGAGCCCAAUAUUCAUCACAAUGUUUCUGAUUCUGCUGCGGAACUUUCAGAGCGGCCUCCUCGUCUCUUCCUCACUCUUCUUCUGGGUUGUCGUCUUUACUUUCUCCAGCACCAUUCUCAACCCGGUUUUGUACGGCGUCAGUCACUUCAGGGCCAAGCAGUUUCGUUCUUUUUGCUGCUUUACGGUGGUUCCCAGAUGUAAGAUUUCUAAUAUGGUCAACAUUCAAGAAAUCCCACAACUACCGCAGGAACGAAUAACCUGAAGUGGGGAAACCUAAAAAAAGCCCAACCACUUGAGUCAGCCUCAUCAUUUGGAACCUCUGGCUUUGAGUUUUAAAUUUUUCAUUUGUAUUCCAACUUUAGGACAGAUUUUGCAAAAUGAAAUUGGCAAAGGAACAUUUCAGAUGUAUUUUAUAAUAAAAA